Messenger RNA from Nothobranchius furzeri (turquoise killifish), 4538 nucleotides. RefSeq names its product cytochrome c oxidase assembly protein COX14 homolog. NCBI's taxonomy places the organism in Eukaryota, Metazoa, Chordata, Actinopteri, Cyprinodontiformes, Nothobranchiidae. The record is from RefSeq and is a predicted model, not a curated record.
CGCAGUUUCCGCUGCUUACUAAAUUGAAGGUGAGUUUUCAGAGAGCUACUCUAGAGCCUGAUGCUUUGACAUUGAGGCGAGAAAACACACCUUGCUGUGAUCAUUGUGCUAAAUAAUAAAAGGGGCCCAUCAUGGUGUCAGGAAAGCGUCUGGCCGAUAUUGGCUACAAGGCCUUUUCUGCUUCAAUGAUGCUGCUGACGGCCUACGGAGGCUACUUGUGUGCGAUGCGAGGAUACCGCUACUGGGAGAGGCAGAAACAGCUGAAACUGGCUGCAGAGAACCAGGAUUCUGAAGUCAUUAAAGACUGAUGUGACAGGAACUCCUGUGCUGUUUGCACACAUGUGGACAUAUCCUGUUUCUUUGGUUCAAAUUGUAAAAUAAGGGCAAAAGACCUGAUCAAAUCGAUUUGGGGCCUGUGACAUCUGUAAUGACUGAGGAUUGUGAGUGAUGGUGGCUGUUAUUUGUUUUAUAAUAUAAUAAAAUGCUUUAAAUCACAGAACUGAAAUAAAAAAAAUCUUAUGACAACAAAAAUCUAUUUGAAAAUGUAUUUAUACAAGGCACUCGUGACAAUGCAAUUAACAGUUCUAGUCCUCAUACCUGGAUUUGUCUAAAGGCAGUCAAACAACUACAUACACAUUUGGUCUUGGAGGAAGAAGCAGUAAAAACAUUAAAACAAGUUGCAAAGCAGCCUAAAGAGUAAAUCCACAGCAGAUUGCAAAUGGUCGUUCAUUUACUGCCACUCAUAAAACACACACUUGUGCUUCAACUGCUGAUAAAAGCACAGCAAUAUCAACACUUUCCUUUUAGGAGGUGUGGUAUCUUUGGUGCAUUCUUGCUGUGUACUUCCAAUUGCAUAUUUUUAACACAAAAGGUUUCUCUUUAGCUUGCUGACAGUUUCGUUUGUGGCUGCAAACAUCCUCAGAGUUGACGCUGAUGGUGCCGUCACUUCCUACUCCGUUUAGAAACAGACUAGUACACCCAAAAGACAAGAUACCAACUGGACUUAAAUGUGGAGUCAUUUACGAAAUCCCAUGCAAACUGCAAUAAAACAUACAUAGGAGAAACCGUACGCCAACUCAACACACGAACAAUAGAACAUAGAAAGGAGUGUGAGAAAGAAACAAGUCGAAGACACACAAGAAACAGAAAACACAAUAAAGAAGUCAGCCGUAGCAGAUCACUGCACAAGAGAAAACCAUAUAAUGGACUGGGACAGCACAAGGAUCAUAAACACCGAACAACAGAAAUAUAAGAGAUGGAUAAAGAAUGCUAUAGAGAUAAGGAGACGUGGAUGUGGGACCAUAAACAGAGACGACGGGGUCUACACAUUGGAUCGUGCAUGGGACUGCAUCAUCGGAGAGGGGAGAGCGGGCAGCAGAGGGCGACAACGUCCUCUGCUGCCCACGGAUAAACGGAGUAGGAAAUGACGCCACCAUCAGCGUCCGCUCUGAAGAUGUUUGCAGCUGCAAACGAAACUGUCAGCAAAGUAAAGAGAAACCUUUCCUGUGUUUUAAAAAAGAACCAAAAAAGGUGUGUAUCUGCUGUGGCACAUCUGCUCUGUGCAGUCCAGUGUGAAUAAACCCUUGAAGGCAAACAGUCAAGUUCAUUUGACCACUAAAACUGGGAAAACAUCAAAAGUGACAUCUGAAGUCAAACUUUAAUCCCAACAUUUAGCUAUACGAGACUUUGCAGAUCACGUUUGAACAGAUUUCUGUGUCGCUGCAGCAUUUACGCAUCAUUUUCAGAGUCCCGACUCUGUCAGUGUCUGCACGUCCAUUGUCAGUUCUCAAACAAAGGAAUGUGUGUGCCCACGCCGUCAGUGUGAUGUGUGGGAGUGAGCCAGAGGAACACCCUCAGACCAACAGUAGCGCUGUGAGGGGGGGCGAACUGCAGGGGGCUCCCGGAGUUCUCACUCCCACGUCACCAGCUGCUGUGGUUCUUGUUAUGAUCAGUAGUUAUUGCAAUGUGUUACCACUAGAGGUCGCUGUAAGACAGGCUACAAGGAUGAUGUUACCAGAAAUAGUGAAGCACGGAGACGGAAGUUAGCAGUGUGUGAGUCUGAACACAUGAAUAAAAGAUUCAUAAAAGGUUCAUCUUGUUGGGCGAUGGUGGUUAAGUUCUCGCCCCGUAAUCGGAAGGUUGCAGGUUCGAGCCCAGCUCAGUCUGUCGUUGUGUUCUUGGGCAAGACACUUAACCCACGUUGCCUGCUGGUGGUGGUCGGAGGGACCGGUGGCACCAGUGCUCGGCAGCCUCGCCUCUGUCAGUGCGCCCCAGGGCAGCUGUGGCUACAUUGUAGCUCAUCCCCACCAGUGUGUGAAUGUGUGUGUGAAUGGGCGAAUGACUAAUUGUGUUGUAAAGCACCUUGGGGGGUUCUAGGACUCUAGCGGGUGCUAUAUCAAGACACAGAUCUAAGUGACACUUUCUUUGUUGGUCUUGUGAAUGAAGAUCAAAUCAAAUCAGAUGAUGGGAAAACUACCACAGAAUCAUUCCUCUAUUGAUUAAAGGAGUUAUAGUUACCAUGAGACUGGACACAGGUGCUAAAGCUAACCUGAUUAGCACGUCAGACAUUAAAGAAAUGCAGGUUAAACCGCACAUUUACAGAAUGAGGUCAGGGUUGAAAGAUUACAAUGGCCAACCCAUAGAGUGUUUUGGUACCUGUAAACUCAAAGUGAAUGUGAAAGGGAAGGUACACCAUGUGAAUUUUUCUGUGGUAAAUGAAAAAUGUGAAUUGCUGUUGGGGGAUGAAAGCUGUGAAGAACUAGGUCUAGUUAAAAGAGUGUACUGUAUAGAAACAGACCCAAAGUUUGAUGUUGAUAAUAUUGUGCAGAACUUUUCUGAUGUGUUUAAAGGGUUUGGUACGCUGCCUUUUACCUAUAAAAUCCAGCUGAAGGAAGAUGCCCAGCCGGUUGUACAUGCGCCGUGUAGAGUCCCAGCUCCGCUGCGUGAAGCUCUCAAGCAAGAGCUGGACAGAAUGACCAACCUGGGGGUGAUCAAGAAAGUGCAAGAGCCUACAGAUUGGGUCAACUACAUGGUGGUCACCAAGAAAAAGAACGGUGAUUUGCAAUUGUGCAUGGACCCAAAAGAUCUAAAUGAAAACACCAAACGUGAGUACUACCAAAUACCCACACGUGAGGAAAUGAUCAGAGAGAUGGCAGGAGCCAACUAUUUCACCAAACUGGAGGCCUCACAAGGGUUUUGGCAGUUACAACUGGAGGAAAGCCAGUGGCGUGUCCACAUCUUUUAAAAUGGGGUGGCCCAGGUGAGGCACAACUUUGUGCAUCGGUGGCACCAAUGGUUAUGCUUUUUUUGUUUUACCCCCAAACCUUUUGUGGACAAUGAAAAGCCUAUUUAAAGGUAAAUUAGUGUGGUGGCACCUGGGGUGGCCAAUCAGAUUCCAAGGGUGGCAUUUGCUACCCCAGGCCACUCCCUGGACACACCCCUGAGGAAAGCAGCAUUCUGUACAGCACUUGGAGGACUAGCAGCAGGAUGUUGAAGAGCCACCAAGAUGGAAACGGCCCGACGAUGGCCCAGCUCUCAAACAUAGUAGAGUUCAGGACCCUGGAGAAAAAAAAACAAUAAAACACAUGAAAACACAUGACAACAGACUUGGAGAAAAUGUUACUUGAGUACUGUGAGUAACGAGUAACUGAGUAUUAACGUUUGAAUAUGGCGUCUGUCAGGUUGUUUUUAUCGACGUCCAAGCGCUCGGUCCGUGUGUUUUUAAUUGAUAAAUGCGGUUCGUUUGUCUAGCACUUGCACCCAGCAGCAUUUCAGCGGUGACGUGAAAUGUAGACUACGCUAUCGGGUUUUAGUCGUACCCCAGAUGUAACAAGAUGGACGUCUACCAGAAGGUUCCACUGACAGUCUGCAGAAUAUUUGCUCCACAGUCUUGGGAAUCAAAAAAAUACAUUUUUGAGGAAAAUUCAGCCAGGUCUAGGAGCUCCUCCACAUAUGCACAUUAUUCCUCAUUUCUUUCUAAUUAUUCAAACAUGACCUCUAACCCUAACCUCAACCAGGAGAGGCCUGCGAUGCUUUAGGUCUUCUGGUCUUCUUUAGAACAUGUGUUGCUUUUUGAGAUCGUUUAGUCUCCAUCAUGUUUUCAGGCAGGUUCUACUGAAGAGGUUGCCUCAAUCUAAAAGUCUGAUGGUAAUCGCACCUGGGUGUGGUUAGUAAACAUGAACUCGGCUUUCCAAACGUUGUGGUUAAUCACAGUCCCUGACCUCCUUGCUACUGUAAAUCAUGAAUGACCUAUUUCAGCGUCUGCAGUGAUGCGGACGCUGAGCCGAUCUGUCGUGGUGAAGAGGGAGCUGAGCCAGAAAGCCAGGCUCUCGAUUUACUGGUCGAUCUACGUCCCAAUCCUCACCUAUGGUCAUGAGCUUUGGGUAAUGACCGAAAGAACGAGAUUGCGGAUACAAGCGGCCGAAAUGAGUUUCCUCCGUAGGGUGGCUGGGCUCAGCCUUAGAAAUAAGGUGAGGAGCUCGGACAUUCGGGAGGGACUCGGAGUAGAACCGCUGCUCCUCCGGAUCGAAAGGAGCCAG